UUGAAUAACAGCGAUAGCACUUUCAUCUUUCAGAGCUGACGUAAUGUACAGAAUCUGUUUGAUUCUUUUUUCUUACUUUGUUGACAAACAAGAUCGCAAUUUGAAUUUUUUGUUAUCACUCAGUGGCCCAGAGCCUCUAAAUAAUGGACGAACCAUCAGAACUGGAACCCUCUACAUCCGCCCAAAACGACCCGAAAACUAAAGCCCAAGAAGAGGACGACGUUCCAAAGCCACAAUUCAAAUGCCACAACUGUGACCUUAACGAAGAGUACGACUAUUUCGGGAAGCGUCCGCCGUUUGCCAGCCGAAUCCAAUUCAACGAGAACUGUUACGUGAUGAAAGAUCCAUUCUCGCCGGCACCCGAACAGGAGAAGACGACAAACAGUGAAUAUUUCAUUGCACUCGGUGCGGAUUGUGUGAAAUGUAAUCGGCCGAUUUGUCGCGGUCAGGAUUGUAGUUUUUAUUACUCGAAGUCGUACUGUUUGUCGUGUGCCGGUGGUGUGUUGAGUUCGUUUCCGCUGGAAGUGCAAUCGAAAAUUCGGAAGCAGAUUGCGAACAGUCGGACGAAAUAAUCUUUUGGAAUUGGAAGGAAAAGCCGGAAAUAUUUUUUUUUUAUUUAAUUUAAAAUUCAUUCUUAACGUUAAAUCUUAAUUUUCAUUUUGUUUUAUACAUAGACUUUCAUUUAAAAAUACAAUUCAUCUUUAUCCUUAAUCCCCUAAAUUGAUUUAUUAAUUAAAAUGUUUCGCUUGCAUCAUCAUAAUUUUUCGGUACAUAAUUUGCCUAAUAGUUUUCACUUCCAAUCAAACACAAAAAAAUGUUAUUAAAAAAGAAAUUACGUU
Messenger RNA from Bradysia coprophila, 839 nucleotides. RefSeq names its product cysteine-rich DPF motif domain-containing protein 1. The record is from RefSeq and is a predicted model, not a curated record. Lineage: Eukaryota; Metazoa; Arthropoda; Insecta; Diptera; Sciaridae.